AUGGCAUCCCAAAACUUCCUAGGAGCCUCCAUCACGGGCGGCACCCGAGAAAAAACGUACUUUGAGCAGCAGCGCGAAGCACUGAUUGGGGAAAUCGCAAACAGCUUUGAGCACGUGUUGGCGAACAUCAACAAGCUGAACCGCUCGUUGGAGGCUGUUAUUACUGUUGGCAACGAAUUCUCCUCUGUCGAAGCCCUCUGGUCGCAGUUUGAGAAUGUCAUGGCGAAAGAUCCCUCCGAGGCACAGGGACAGCAACAGCAGCAGCAGCAACAAGGACAACAACAACAAGCCGAGCAAGGAACAACAACAGCACGACAAGAACACGGACAGACACGGGGCGAAGAGGGACGACAAGAAGAGGAUGAUACCAAGAUGGAGGUGGAUGAGGAGGAUAGCAAGAUUAAGAUGGAGAGGUAAAUCGGGCACACGGAAGGAGAUCCAAGGACAACAUGUCACGUCCGAAGAAUGGACGCCGUAGAACAGAAGCGCGGGCAACGGACAACUGCACAUGGGGAUUGUACGAUUAAAUCACACGGAAGGAUGGAUAAGAUACCCAGGCAAUUAGGACAAUGCGAAAGCAUUCAAA
Molecule: messenger RNA, 586 nt
Organism: Neurospora tetrasperma FGSC 2508
Lineage: Eukaryota; Fungi; Ascomycota; Sordariomycetes; Sordariales; Sordariaceae
Exons: 2
Coding region: 1-417 (138 amino acids)
Cellular component (GO): DASH complex; spindle microtubule; mitotic spindle
Source: RefSeq, a predicted model, not a curated record